CUGUCACUAGAACUAAGGAAGAGAAAAUCACACAGUCUGGGGAGGUAUAAGCAACUUGUGUAACAGAAAGGAGGUUAAAGCCUAUAGCAUUUCAGGGUAGGCCUGAGGGAGAAGUCCAAAGAGAUGAUUUUGAUCCAAGACGUGGGGAGAAAUAGCUAGUAAGAAAUACAGUUUUCCCUUCAUUCUUGCCUUGCGGACAGACAAAAUACCUGGUGCUGCGGCAGCCAUCUUGCGAUAGUGAAGUAAUAAACGUGAGAAAGAAGCCAGUGGUGCAGGAAAGACAAGGGGCUCAUGGGAACUAGGACUUGUGAUUUGGGGGCGGGACCAGAGCCAGGUAUACUUCCUCUUGGAUUUCCUUGUUAGAGAAAAGCAAUGCCAUAUUUGUUCAGACCAUUAACAAGGGAUUCUUGCAGAAGAACACAUUGCUAAAGAGUAACUUUCAUUGUUUUUAAUUAUUAUAGCUAUAGAUAGAUGUAGAUAUAUAGAUAUUUAAAGAAUCUCUGCAUGUGGGCUUCUUCUAUUUCUCCAGAAAGGAAGUGGGACAUUUAUAAAUGCUCAGCUACUUAGUCUUCAUGGACACUGAGAAAAGUCAGGACAUAUCCUGAAAAGAUAUCAUCAGGAAAUUUACUCUCUAGCAAUGUGGGGGAAUUUUUAGGGUCAUAGCUGUCACCUUGACUUUUGUUUAUUUUUAUUUUUUUGAGACAAUAUCUCAUUAUGUUGCACAGGCUGGUCUCAUACUGCUGGUUUCAAGUGAUCCUCCUGCCUCAGCCUCAUGAGUACCUAGGGGUACAGAUAAACAACCACUGUGCCUGGGCUUACCUCGACUUUUAAAGGCCCAGUUUCUUCCUUAUGUCUAUUCUUCACAGCACUUCUUCUUUUUUGUGUGUGUGUCAGGAAUCGAACUCAGGACCUUGCGCUUGUCGGGCAGGUGCUUGUGCUACUGAGCUAUAUCCCUGGCCCUCUUCACAGCGCUUCUCUCUGGGAUUCCAUACGUGUAAGAUUAUGUGUCUUCUCUAGUAGAAUGUAAGCUCCACAAGACAGCAGGGCUGUGACUAUUUCCAUCCACCAGGGCUUGACAAAGAGGUGGAGCAUAGCGCAUGUUUGAUGAAUGAAGGAAUGAAUGAAUGCAGACUAAGUGGAGAGGAAACCCUGGAAGUCACACUCUGGCUGGCAGAAAAGUGCUAGAGCAAGAUCUAUUGAAAGGCAGAGAGGAAACAGGAGCCAAGACAGGACUGAACAGGAAUGAAGAUGCAACCCUCUUGGGAAAGGCAAGGGGAGCUGGAGAGCAGCCAGUCAUUGGUUUCCGGCAAUGUGUAGGGCAGUCAGGAACUGGGAAGCCAGUGUGUAGAUGCUCAGAAGGGCAGGAAAUAAAAUGACUUCAAGGCAGAAGUCUGGUUGGGACCACAAGGCAGCAGCGGGCGGAAAGAUCCCAACUCCCUGAGCCCCCACCCAGCCCUGGGCUGGCUGGCAGAUCUGUUCAAGAUCAGAAUUCUGACAGCACGAGAAAGGAGGCUGCCAGCUUCUUACGCCAAUUUAUGGUUGCCCGAGCUAACAAGAAAUAUGAAUGUAAUUCUGUGCAAAGAGCUCCAGGCUUGUGCUCUGAUAUUUCCAGAAGGGCCCAGAGAGACGGAGAGUCCAUCAGCUCGGGGCUCUCUGGGUAGUUAAGCCCUUGGGGAAAUGAAGUGGGGAAGCUCUGUGGCCAGUGGCUGAGGUGGCAGUGGUGCAGCCUUCUGAAGGCCCUGUGGCCCCGGUGACUCCUCCAGAACCAGGGCCUCAGAGAACCAGGAAUUUUUCCAGUCAUCCAGCUAACUUGUGGUGAGGCUGACACUUGAACUCAUGUCUGACCUAAUAAUGUGCCGUCCAAAAGACAAACUCCCAGAAUGUCGGUGCUCUCAGGAAGUCGGCAAUUCCCAGGUCCACACUGAUUCGCUUACACCUGCCUGGGUGCAGGAAGGACUCAGUUACAUUUGUAACUUGAUUAUUGCAAGUCACAUCCUAAAGGUAUUUUGCCUUUGUCUCCCCACAACGUCUAGCCCCUCUCUCCCUGACAGCUAAAAAUCUCCCACCUUCUCCAACCUCCCCAGCAUCAUCUGGCCUCACGGUGCUGGGCCCCAGAACCCCAGGGAGCCUCCUGACAGGACAUGGCACAGAGCCUAACGCCACCAUGGCAGUUUCCCUGCCACUUCCUCCCAGCUGUCAGAGGGCAUCCAUCACCCCUGCCUGCUUCCUGCCAGGCUGCCCUGAAGGACACAGCAACCUGAGCCCCCACCUCAACCUUGUUACUCUGGAGAAGGUAGAGAGGCCAGCGCAACAGUCUUCAGAGUCUGCGUGGCACAGACCGACUCUGGGCCGAGGUAGCUCUGCGAUCUUGUGGAAGUCACUCUCUCUGAGGCUCCAGGUUCUUAUCCAUAAAGCAAGGACUGGACUGGGCGGGGGAGGUCACCAUGCGGUUCAUGGGACUCCAGGCUUUGGAGAAGGGCUUCAGAGUUUUGGGUGUAGGUGCAUGGGUUCUUCCCAAGAGCAGGCUCAGGGCUUUUUCUCAAAGGUAACCUCAGGAUCCUGCAGGGGCCUCACCAACCGCGGAUGGUUAUCCAGUUGGAAACUCCUCCCUUCCCCUUUCUCUGCCCGCGACCCCCACAAACUUUUACAAAGAACAAUAUUAUCGCCCCAGCUUUGCUCCUUCCCCUCUGCAGCCCCUCUCUCUGGGAGGCUCUUCAGACAGGAAGUUACUCAAAGGAAGGCGAGAGGAGGGGACAUUGGCUCAAAGAGAAGAGCCGCAUCCUGCUUGGCCGCUGGGACAGGCUGUGAGCACCUGCAGGGCCAGCCCUGCCCUUCUCAGUCACCAGGUGCCAUGGAGGGUGUGAAGCUGACUCAGUCACAGACCUCGUCCUCGGGGGCCCCACCGCCUGGCAGGAAGGUGAAACACAUCUGCAGGAAGCAGUGCCCAGCGCAGGCCGCAAUGCAAAGGCGCUGUGUGACGGGGCUCGAGAGAGGGAGACCUGACCGCAGAGACUUAUUGAAAAGAGGGCUUGGAAGAAGCGGAGACUUUAGCAUAGCGUGGAGGAACAGUGAAUGGGCAUCCACGGCCACUGACUCAGAAAGCAGCUGUUCCAGAGUGAAGGGAAGAGCGAGGCUGGAGGAACCUCCUCUGCUAUAUUUCUGCUGUAACUCCUCAGGAUCAUCACCCACUCCUUUUGCCGCAGUUGGAGAAGUAGGAGAACCCCAGUAAUGCCUAAGACUGAACGUUCCUGGCAUCCCGACAGGCUGGGAUCUCACAGCCCACUUCAAUUGGGUUUAAAGAAUCUAACAAAAUAUAUUUCUUGUCUGCCCGUAUUGUGGCUACAAGCACGUUCCCAGAAACAUGGGGAAAAGUGUGUGGUGGAUUUUAAAAUGUCUUUUUAUUUUAAAGAAACAAGUUGGAAUAAAAAUUAGUUUGAUUCCUUUUAUAAACUAAGGACAAAAAAAGAAUCUUGUACAGUCAGCAGUUGUUUUUUUUUUACCCAGAGAUGCUGUCUGAAAGGCCGUGCAAGGGAACAAAGGAAAGGACAUAGCUAAUCAGAUUUCAAAAGGUCAAACAAGGUAGUCAUGUACCCAUGCCCUCCUCAACCAUAGACCUUUGAUUUCUUAUUAGAAAUUCUUCCCUAUCUUCAAAGCAAGUAAGUAGAACUCUUUCACAUUACAUUACCUAUUGCUUAUGUAGAAGGUGAAUGAGCCAAUCUGUAUAGAAAUUAUAAAGAUAGUAAAGCGCCUCUGGCCGUUUCUAACUGACACAUAAAGCAAAGCUCUGCUGGUGCCUCCUCAUCCCCUCUCUAGGGCAGCUGGCCAGGAGGGCGCCCCUGUAGAUCAAAUGAAGCAGUUUAG
Chinchilla lanigera (long-tailed chinchilla) is the source of this 3861-nucleotide messenger RNA. RefSeq lists its product as uncharacterized. The transcript is spliced from 2 exons. The record is from RefSeq and is a predicted model, not a curated record. Bases 2165 to 3229 code for a protein of 354 amino acids. Lineage: Eukaryota; Metazoa; Chordata; Mammalia; Rodentia; Chinchillidae.